CAACGAAUUGUCGCCCCCGACGGGACCUACUAUGGUGAUAUGGGUAAGUUAAACCCAUGGGCCAGGUCGUUGACCACACAGUGCUCACGAAGCGUUAGCUGUGGUGGUCUGUGUGAGAUACCUGACAGGGAGGUAAAACUUUUGCUCGCAACCGCAGUAAAGCCACAGCAACGGGGAACACUUUGUUCAGCACUCAUCGUCAUGGCAAAACAACCCCAAAAAAGGAUGCGGAUGUUGGAUUCACGAUGAACAUGAAACUCCGAUCUUACACUGCGCGAUACAUAUGAUGCCUUUACCGCUACGCCUUACGCAGCAGGCAAGCAGAACGGGCAGCAACUCACACUAGCGUACUGCCAAGUGCCGGCAGUGCAUAGGA
Neurospora hispaniola is the source of this 376-nucleotide messenger RNA. RefSeq lists its product as uncharacterized. The record is from RefSeq and is a predicted model, not a curated record. The coding region runs from base 40 to 249 and encodes 69 amino acids. The transcript has a single exon. NCBI's taxonomy places the organism in Eukaryota, Fungi, Ascomycota, Sordariomycetes, Sordariales, Sordariaceae.